This is a messenger RNA of Durusdinium trenchii, 1476 nucleotides long. Lineage: Eukaryota; Dinophyceae; Suessiales; Symbiodiniaceae. The record is from the annotation of a GenBank genome assembly.
AUGGAGACCGAGUGGGCUGAGCAGAAAGAACGUCUUGAACAGGAAUUGCAAAAGGCAUCAGAGACCAAUGCAUUACUGCAAGACCAACUCGACGGACUGAUCCCAGGGCAUGAAGCUGAAGCGCCGCAACACCUGCCUGGUACAGCAACGCCAGUGCUGUCCGAGCCAGCAGGCCGUGAGGCUUUGCCCCAACCGAUAGAGAUCGAUUGGAAGGCGAGGCUAGACGCAAAGUUUGCCCAGAAACUUGGUGAUUUCUAUCCGUCGAGAGCGACUGCGACAGCACCACUCCCUGCAGCGUUGGAGCCUGCCCAAGGCAAGGACGAACAAUUCGUCGACGCUCGUGAAACGGCCGACGAACGUAUGUCUCACGUUGGCGAUGGAGGAGUCGAUGGCAAAGUCCCGGCUUCUUCAGGCGAUGCCACCGCGCUGAUGAGUUUUGUGUGGAGAGGGGAGUAUCUUGUCACGAAGCUUGAAGCCAUCGACUACCAUUUGGAGCAUGGCAGCGUUGUCAUUCAACGCACCAAGCGAUUGGAGUUGCCCUCUGAAACCCAUGUGUUUCCGCUGAAAGCAAAAGCAGACAGCCUUGAGCCACCUCCAGAACCAAUUGCUGAUCGUGUGAUCCCUCCUGUACCCGAUCCGAUCAUUCCACAACAAUCUGAUUUGGAGUACACACCAUCCAUCGCGCCUGACCCCGUAGUGGAAUCUGCCCAGGAGAAGGAGCCGCCAGUUGACGUCGAGAUGAAGAAGUCCAGCGCUGAGCCUCGCGAACCUGGGGAGACUAUGCCCGACGGGUCGAUCGUACCGGAUGGUUAUCACUAUGACGGAGUAAGGCUUGUAAAGACCUACAAAGGAUAUCGAGAUGUGGGCAGCAGUGGCGAGGCACCGGAUGCAGCAGCUCGCCUCGCAGCGAUGCCCAAGCAGGAAGGCAUCUUCACUAUUAUCGACCCAGAGAUCGAUGCCAUGCGAAAUGGAAACGUGGACUCAGGGCUGAAGGCAGGCAGUCCCUGGACGAACGUGAACAAAGAUUUGCCAAACGGUAGUGAACGAAUCGCAGAGCAGCAGCAACUAUUCGGUAAGCUAUUCAAAAGCUUCAAGCGCUGCAUUGCAGAUGCCAGCCCGCACAAGCCAAGUGUAACCUUUGAACUGUCAAAGAACUGCAAGUACUGGUCGUGGCCCAGCGUGCAGAAGUUUAUCAGCGACUACAAGCUACGACAGCAUGUGCGCUUGAAGACGUCCGGGCCCGGCCCCGCGAAGCGGGUCACAUUCUCGGGCGCCGCGGCUCGUGCCUUCCAUCGGAGUCCCUUGGAGCGGAUGGGUCUUCUCGACUGGAGCUGUCCGACGCACGGUGUGCUCAGGUCGACCUCCGAAGAGGUGCUUCAACUUGGAGAUCUUGUGAAGCAUUUGGAGAAGGUGGGGUCCAGAAUGGUCCAGAUGAGGGAUGGUUUGGGAUCCAUUUGGGUUGAGGAUGUUGAUUAG